UCCAUAUCAAAUCUCCCAAUCUCCGCGUCUCCCUCGAGUUCCGCCCGUACCUCCUCGGCAACACAUUUUCACGUGAAUACAGUCCUCGCGAGGGAAAAAAACAACUCGAAGAGAAAAAACGCACGCAUCUCCGUCUCUCUCUCUCUCGCUCUCUUCUCACCUAAUUCCUAUCGUCAUUCGUUGCCCAAAACGCCAAUAAGAUAAUUUUGAGUCCACUCUCUCGGAGUCUCUUCUGCUUCACCAGGUGAACUCCUUUGGCAGUCAUAAUGUAUCUUCUACGAAGGAACCUUCAGAAUCAUAAGGAGAAUGACUCUUCACAGAAAGAUGCAAAAGUCAGUGAACUCAGGGCUUCUCUUGGACCUCUAUCUGGACGUAGUUUAAAGUACUGCACUGAUGCGUGCCUGAGGAGAUAUUUAGAAGCUCGGAAUUGGAAUGUUGAUAAGGCAAAGAAAAUGUUGGAAGAGACACUCAAGUGGAGGUCCACUUAUAAGCCUGAAGAGAUUCGUUGGCAUGAAGUAGCCCAUGAAGGUGAGACUGGCAAAGUGUCCAGAGCAGAUUUUCAUGAUCGACAUGGAAGGACUGUGCUCAUAAUGAGGCCAGGGAUGCAGAACACCACAUCAGCAGAAGAUAAUGUUCGGCAUUUAGUCUAUCUUUUAGAAAAUGCUAUCCUUAACCUUCGUGAAGGUCAAGAACAGAUGUCAUGGUUGAUAGAUUUCACUGGAUUUUCAUUGAACACCAGCGUCUCUGUCAAAACAUCACGUGAGAUCACUAACAUUUUACAAAACCACUACCAGAGGCUUGCGGUUGCAAUUUUGUAUAGUCCACCAAGGGUUUUUCAAGCAUUUUGGAAGGUUGUCAAAUACUUCCUGGAGCCGAAGACAUUUCAGAAGGUGAAGUUUGCAUACCCCAAAAAUAAAGAAAGUGUAGAGCUCAUGAAGACGUUCUUCGAUGAAGAAAAUCUUCCGAGUGAGUUUGGGGGAAAAGCCACCCUAAAAUACGACCACGAGGAGUUCUCACGAUUGAUGGCUCAGGAUGAUGUAAAAACUGCCAAGUUUUGGGGAAUUGAUGAGAAGCCCCAGCACAUUAUGAAUGCCAUUGAGGAGCACAGAGGUGACAUAGAAAUCAUGUAAAACAUUUGCACCUCCAGCUAGCUGAGUGCGCAAUGCUCAGAAUAAUGCACACAAAACUAAGAUAUGGCAAAUUUAUGCUGGGAACAGGGAAAUUAUGCUCAGAAUAAAAGAUGCCGCCAUUUCUUUCUUCUAUUUAUCCCUAACCAUAAGGGAAGACUUGUGUUCUUGAUGUCACCGAACUGCAUGAAAAGCAAGAUGUAAUUCUCAUUCAAAUCCCACAAUAUAAAUCUAUGAACUAUAUUUUUUCAA
Juglans microcarpa x Juglans regia is the source of this 1379-nucleotide messenger RNA. Its product is annotated as CRAL-TRIO domain-containing protein C23B6.04c-like. Gene Ontology annotation, molecular function: phosphatidylinositol transfer activity. NCBI's taxonomy places the organism in Eukaryota, Viridiplantae, Streptophyta, Magnoliopsida, Fagales, Juglandaceae. The record is from RefSeq and is a predicted model, not a curated record.